This is a messenger RNA of Saitoella complicata NRRL Y-17804, 800 nucleotides long. RefSeq lists its product as uncharacterized. The transcript has a single exon. The coding region runs from base 161 to 757 and encodes 198 amino acids. The record is from RefSeq and is a predicted model, not a curated record. Lineage: Eukaryota; Fungi; Ascomycota; Saitoellomycetes; Saitoellales; Saitoellaceae.
CACUCCAGUUUUACACGGCGAGCAGCGAGAGCCAUCAGCUGUUCUUCUUGGACUCCGUGUACGCCCCUUAAGCAGCAUUUAUCCCGGUUUCACACGCGGGCAGCCCUCGAGAACACCACCGCACGCUCGCCAAUUCAAAGACUCCGUUCACGAACGGUUUAUGUCGUGCUUUACUGCUUUCGCGACGCCUGUUAAGGCCAUUGUCUCGGCUGUCAAUUGCACCUCCACUGGCUCCUCCGGGUCGUCUAGCAGGACAACCAGCCCCGACGUUCGCAACUCCCCCGACCAACUCCGUGCCUCAUCCCCCCUUCUCGCACCCUCCACCUCACCUCUAUGUCAACAGCACCAGCCUGUGAUGCGAGAACAACAACGCCCCCGCCCUCACAGCGCCUUCUCCUUCAUCCGCACCCCCUCCCAAUUUAAAGGCCUAACCUCAACCCUCCUCCUCCGCCGUUCCUCUUCCUACUCCCAACUCAACUCUGAACUCGAUUGUGAUGAAGGAAGUCUUGCGGAUCCAGAAGAGGAUGAGAAUGGUGAACUUCCUAGGAAGUACGCGAUUUAUAAGACGGGGCAGAGAUUUCGGUGUGCGAGUGAUCGGUUGAGGAAGGGGCGGGAUGGGGUUUGGAGGGGAAUUGAUGGGGUUGCGGCGGAUGAGUUUGAUAGUGGGUCGGAUGAGGACGAGGAGGAGGAUAAUAGUACCGAAGGCUUCGUCACGGCCACGGAGGGGUGGGGAACGCAGGAGGAUUUGAGACGUUAAAGGGUGAUGAAAUGGAUGGACCGUGGGAGAUUGGACAUUGCCU